UUUCCCUGAAGAAGCCACUCUCACAGGUCACCAUGAGUCCCUCUCAGUCUUCCACUCCUCCUUCACUGUCUUCUUAAAAUCUCUUUGAAAAAAAAGUCUCAUCUUCAAAGCAUACAGCUUACUCUCUUCUUCAUAUCAACAUAUCUGCCUUUUGUCUAUCUCACUCAAUGUCUUCCGCCAUUGGAUGCUGACAGGGUUUCUUCUUUGGAUAUUAUGUGUGCUUAAAAAGGGUGUGAAUUUGGGGGUUAUCAGUUGAAAAUGGCAGGUGAGAUUGAAGAGCCUUUCAGGCAUAAUUUCCAGGCGGAUUCUCUUCACUCGGGUUCGAUCUCGUUUGGGCGGUUUAAGAAUGAGGAUUUGUGUUGGGAGAGGAGGUCGUCUUUCUCGCAUAACAGGUACCUCGAAGAGGUGGAGAAAUACUCGAAGCCGGGCUCUGUUAUUGAGAAAAAGGCGAUACUCGAGGCUCAUUUUAAACGGAGGGCGCUUUUAAGCCAGAGUUCUUGUGAGUCUCGUAAUAGUGGAGCGGAGUGCCAAACUAGCGGGAAUGAUCUGUCUGAGAAUAAUGUUCAUAAUGAGCAGGACGAUGAGAAUGUUAAUAGUGCGGGACAAUCUGCACACUUUAGUGUGACCGAGAGUACAGGGUACGAGGGGGACUUCGAGCAUUUCAAUGAUUGUAGUUAUUCUGCACAGAGUCGGGAUGGAUCGGUGUAUGAUGGCGAGCAUGAAUUGACUGAAUUUGAAAGGGAAGAUUGCGGAUUUUUGUACUCGGGACCUCUGAGUAAACCCGCUGUUGACUAUAGCGGGACUGCUGAUAUUGUUUCUGAUCAUUUUCAAGAAGCAGAGGGUUGUUCUCGUGUUACCGGGAUAGUCAACCCCGAAUCAGAAAUUCACGCCGAGGAGAAUUUUGGCGGUGAAGCUAGCAGUGAAAACGUGACAUCAAGUACGGCUGCUCCGAUUCCUACUUCUCCCAAAAUUGAAAUUGACGGGAGCACCAGUUCAGAGCCUCGACCGAAAUUUUCCCCGAAGGCGAGAUCUGCAUCACAAAUUAAGCAAUCGAAAUCUAGAUCGUCUCUAGUUAAUACUGCUAAUAAGGUAACUGCAAUCGUCUCAAAAGAAGCUACCAAAGAUCCGGUAAAAGACAUUACCAGAAAACCUAGAAGGCUGAGUGGCAUUUCAUCAUCAGCGAGAGAAAAACCGGUUUUGCAAUCGGUUUCUGCUCCCGCUUAUUGUUCAGUGUCGAGAACACCAAAACACGAGGUUUCAUCUGGUUCGAAAAGUAGAGUACAUAAGGAAAGUAAAAGCGCUGAAAAGGAAAUGAGAACGAAAGAGAAGGUUGUCCAUAAAGUGCAUCAAGGCGUGGACAGGCAUAAAAGGGCUGUUGCUUCGGCUACACCGAGCGUGAAACAAAACGGUUCUGCUUUCAGUUUCAAAAGCGAAGAACGUGCGGAGAGGAGGAAGGAGUUCUCGAUGAAGCUGGAGGAGAAAAUGAAUGCAAAGGAAGCCGAGAUGCAUCAGCUUCAAACGAGAAAGAAGGAAAAGUCGGAAGCUGAGAUACGAAGGCUGAGAAGAAGCCUGAAUUUCAAAGCAACUCCCAUGCCGUCUUUUUACAAUGAAGCUGGACAACAAUCAGAUCGAAACAAGAACAUGGCGAAUAGAUCCAAAUCGAGUAAGCCACAAAGAAAGCAAUCAUCUUCAAGCACAGUAGGAGCCGAAAACGACACAUCGUCUUCAGGGGCGACGAAUAACGGAUCUCAUUCCACCCGCAAACAUUUGGACUUCGGGGGCGCUUCACAACAAGCCUCGUCGACAAUCAAGCACCGGAAAACAAUCUCCUCCGAUGGCAGCGUGUCGUCUCCGCUUCCUACUCCAGUAGUGAAGAACGAGCAAGAGACGAGGAAUUCGAGAAAACCAAAAACACCUGAGGCCAACAAGGUAAACAAAAGCCCCCCCAAGGUCGAGGGGAAACCGAAGAUUAUUAGUAGUGCGAGGAGAACUAGCAACAAUGUGAUCAAGAAGGACAUCAAAGGCAUUCACUUGGGGAGUAAUUCGAGAAUGGAUUGCUUCGCUGUGGGCGUCGCUUCCUAAACGCCCCGAGCUUGCUCGAACAACGCCUAUUAUACACAUCUCAUCAGGUCAGAUCGAUCAAUCCAUAUGCGUUCUCGCCUUCUCUUGACAAUGUAAUAUCAUAUCAACGUUUCUCGGUUCCAAUAGAUCGAUUACUACUUCUGCACAUAUGCAUCUCAUGUAACUAUAUCUAGUUUGAUAGACUAUAUUUUGAGCAUUUGUUUCGUCGUGUUAGGUUCUUGCAAUUUCAAGAAUGCUAUGUUACUGGAAACCCCAAACCCAAAGAAAUGAGAGGCCUCUGAAUUAAUGACAUAUGCUUUGCUAAUACUUAUCAGCUUUAAUUUUA
Molecule: messenger RNA, 2407 nt
Organism: Ipomoea triloba (trilobed morning glory)
Lineage: Eukaryota; Viridiplantae; Streptophyta; Magnoliopsida; Solanales; Convolvulaceae
Product: protein WVD2-like 7
Exons: 11
Coding region: 259-2082 (607 amino acids)
Source: RefSeq, a predicted model, not a curated record